This is a messenger RNA of Metarhizium album ARSEF 1941, 1110 nucleotides long. RefSeq lists its product as uncharacterized. Bases 1 to 1110 code for a protein of 369 amino acids. Gene Ontology annotation, molecular function: methyltransferase activity. The transcript has 5 exons. The record is from RefSeq and is a predicted model, not a curated record. Lineage: Eukaryota; Fungi; Ascomycota; Sordariomycetes; Hypocreales; Clavicipitaceae.
AUGUCUCUUCCAACACUACCUGAUUACGACCACGGCGACGCCGAUGACGAUAGUACCUACUCGAUAAUCUCGACGUCGCCGGAUCUGGACAUCGCAACCUCUCCUAGCGAGUAUGGUCACGACGAUGUCGACGAUGAUUUCGAACGGUUUUCUCUCGAUGGAGAUGGUAUUGGCGAUGGCGACGGCGUCAACUCAGAAAUCUCGUGCGGAUGCUCCACUUCAGUGACGCCAAGCGCGUACGAGGAUGAGGUAGCAUAUGGUCGACGCUACCACGGUUUCCGUAAGGGCCGCUACCCGUUGCCCAACGAUGACUUGGAGCAGCGACGCGAGGAAACAAACCAUGCUUUGAUGCUGGAACUUACUGGUGGACGACUUUUUUACUCCGACAUCGGCAAGUUUCCGCACAAAAUCAUUGAUAUUGGAACAGGAACCGGUACCUGGGCCAUAGACGUUGCCGACCAGUACCCAAGUGCAAGUGUCGUUGGAACCGAUCUAUCCCCCAUACAGCCGAAAUGGGUACCUGUAAACGUGCGAAUGUACGUGGACGAUUGCGAAGAGCCUGAUUGGCUCCAUGGCUCCAACUUUGACAUGGUACAUUUUCGCGGCAUGGCUGGCACUCUACGAGACCUGGACAGAAUGUUGAAGAGAACUUAUCCACAUGUGCGAGAUGGCGGAUGGGUAGAAUUUCACGAAUUCAUCCCUCAAAUUUUAUGUGACGACGGGACAAUGAGCGAAGAAGACCCAUUACGAAUAUUUUUCGACGCCUCGACACAAGGUCUGAGGACCUUUGGGGGCGAGCCUCUGAGAGCGCUGAAUUUGGAGGAGACACUUGUUGGCGCCGGCUUCACAAAUAUCCACGUCAUCACGAAGAAAGUGCCCAUCGCCGCCUGGCCACGAGAUAAACACCUGAAAACUGUUGGCAUGUUCACAAGGGCGGUCAUAUUGGAUUCGCUUGGUGCUCUCGCAGCCAAGCCCCUGGCAGCCCUGGGAAUAUCUUCAGAAGACCGCCGAGCUCUAGUCACACAAGUGAAACGAAGCCUGAAUGAUCGAAGAAUACACCGUUAUAUGAAGUUUGUCACUUGUUACGGGCAGAAGAAGGAGAAUCUUUGA